Molecule: messenger RNA, 399 nt
Organism: Impatiens glandulifera
Lineage: Eukaryota; Viridiplantae; Streptophyta; Magnoliopsida; Ericales; Balsaminaceae
Exons: 1
Coding region: 1-399 (132 amino acids)
Source: RefSeq, a predicted model, not a curated record
AUGAGUACAGCUGUUGCUACUGUAUCUGCUAAUGCUAAUUCAAUUCCGAUCCUUAAUGGAAGUAAUUUUAAGGAUUGGAAAGAGAGCAUUCUUAUUGUUCUCGGAUGCAUGGAUAUCGACUUUUCGUUUAGAAUGGAUGAGCCCACUCCUACUACGGAUGAUAGUAACUCUCAUGAUAAGAGAAUAUAUGAGAAGUGGGAACGUUCUAAUCGUUUGAGUCUUAUGAUCAUAAAGCGUGGCAUACCUGAGGCUUUUAGGGGUGCGGUAUCUGAUGAGAUAACCAAUGCCAAAGAUUUCCUUGCCAAAAUCGAAAAGUACUUUGAGAAAAGUGAUAAAGCAGAAACUAGCACUCUUUUAAAGAGACUAAUUUCUAUGAAGUUUAAAGGUAAGGAAACAUAA